Chaetomium strumarium is the source of this 2733-nucleotide messenger RNA. Its product is annotated as helicase C-terminal domain-containing protein. Gene Ontology annotation, cellular component: nucleus. The record is from RefSeq and is a predicted model, not a curated record. Lineage: Eukaryota; Fungi; Ascomycota; Sordariomycetes; Sordariales; Chaetomiaceae. The coding region runs from base 1 to 2733 and encodes 910 amino acids. Gene Ontology annotation, biological process: nucleobase-containing compound metabolic process; establishment of sister chromatid cohesion. The transcript is spliced from 4 exons. Gene Ontology annotation, molecular function: DNA binding; ATP binding; hydrolase activity, acting on acid anhydrides, in phosphorus-containing anhydrides.
AUGAGCGAAAACGCAGCCAUCGAUUUCCACCACCCUUACCAACCGUACGACGUGCAACUGGAAUUCAUGCGCACAGUCUACAAUGUCCUCGAAAAGGGCAACGGCCAGGUCGGCAUCCUGGAGAGCCCAACGGGCACGGGCAAAUCCCUCUCCCUGAUCUGCGCCGCACUCACCUGGCUGCGCAACCAAAAGCGCUGUCGGUACGAGGCCUCCUUCGACACCACCGCUUCAGGCAUGGCCGGCGAGCCCCAGUGGAUGGUUGAGGCGGCGUUGCGGCGGAAACGGGAGGAGCUCGCGAGGCGGUGGGAGGAGAGGGAGCGAGCGCUGGACAGGGUGCGGAUGAGGGAGAAGGAGCUGGAGGCUAGGGGUGGUAGUAGUCGGGAAAGUCAAAGGGGCGCCAAUAAGAGGGUGAGGGUGGAUGAGGAGGGGAAGAGGUCAAGGUCGAAGGGGGAGGUGGAUGAGGAGAGGGAGUUUCUGGUGGACGACUGGGGUGCCGGGGAGGACGGGACGGAUGACGGGCUAGGUCCGUUGAGUAAGGAGACCAGGGCGCUGUUGGAGAAGGUCGGUCUUGGGGGCUCGCGGAGGAAGGAGGAAGUAGAUGGGGAAGUGGAGGAUGAAAUCAAGAUUUACUACACCUCUCGCACCCACUCGCAGUUGACGCAGUUCAUCUCGGAACUGCGGCGGCCGGCGUUUCCUCCAUCUAUUCCUGCCGACAUGGUCUCUUCCAAAGGAGGCGACGAGGAGAAGCCCGCAACAGAAGCGGUCAAACAGCUUCCUUUGUCAUCGAGACAGAAGCUGUGCAUUAACCCCUCGGUUGCGCGGCUAGGGUCGCUGUCUGCUAUCAAUGACCGAUGUACAGAGCUUCAGCAGUCAAAGGCCAAAGAGAAAUGCCCGUUCAUGCCAAACGCAGAGAACUUGAAGCAGACCCAUGAGUUCCGAGAUACAGCCCUGGCAACGCUGCCGGACAUAGAGGACCUGCACCGGAUAGGCAAGGAGCUACAGGUGUGUCCGUAUUACGCGUCGCGAACAGCUAUACCAGGGGCAGAGGUCAUCACGCUGCCUUACCCCUUGCUGCUACAGAAAAGUGCACGAGAUGCCCUGGGCAUCAAACUCGAAGGGAACGUUGUGGUGAUUGACGAAGCACACAACAUUAUGGACGCGGUUGCCAAUGUCCACGCAGCAGAGAUUCGUUUGAGCGAGCUUAGAAGAGCGAGGCAGAUGCUUGGAGUCUAUGUCAAAUGGUUCGGCAAAAGGCUGAAGGGCGAGAACCGGGUCAUGGUGGCCCAGGUUGGCAAGGUCAUCGAGUCCCUGAGUGAGUGUCUAAACGGACUGCUCGGUGCAAAGGGUGACCAAGGCAUUGUCGACUCAAGCAUCCUCCUGAAGGCCCGCGGAGCGGACCAAAUCAACCUGUACCAGCUGAUAAAGUACAUUCAAGAGUCUAAGCUGGCGUACAAGGUCGAGAGCUAUGUCAGCCACGCAGAAGAGCAAGAAUCCUCGUCCUCCGGUACGGUUGACAAACCUGCUCGGCCAACGCCGGUUCUUCAUACCCUUGUCUCGUUCAUGACUGCACUCACAAACCUCAGCAUCGAGGGCCGAAUUUUCCACGAGAAGCUGGCGGGCACCCCGCCGGACAUCAAACUGUCAUAUCUCCUACUGUCACCAACACACGCCUUCUCCUCCAUCGCCUUGGCAGCGAGGGCUAUCAUUCUCGCCGGCGGCACCAUGUCCCCGUUCGAAGACUACAAAAUGCAUCUCUUCCCUACCCUUCCGCCAGACAGGAUUACCACACUCAGCUGCGGGCACGUCAUCCCAUCGUCCAACCUCUUCGCUUGGACUCUUGCCUCGACAAAGCCGAUUCCACCAGACAAUAAUAAUGCCACCGCGACCGUCGACUCCUUCGAGUUCAGCUUCCAGAAACGGAGCGACCGCUCCAUGAUCCGGCAACUAGGCCUCGUCCUGCUCAACAUCUGCUCGGUGGUCCCCGACGGGGUGGUCGUUUUCUUUCCCAGCUACGGCUAUCUCGACGAGGUGGUCACCGCGUGGCAAACAGCCGACACGCCAGGGCAGCCAGCGCUGUGGGACCGGCUGGGCGCGAAGAAGGCCCUCUUCCGCGAGACAAAGAGCGGCGGUUCGACAAGCGAGGAGCUCCUGCAGCAGUACAGCGCUGCCAUCCUCUCUCCGCCUCCGCCUCCCCCGUCCCAAAGGUCCAACCGGGGCGGAGCCGUCCUCCUCAGCGUCGUCGGCGGCCGGCUGUCGGAGGGCAUCAACUUCUCGGACCGGCUCGGCCGCUGCGUCGUGGUGGUCGGCCUGCCCUACCCCAACAUCCACUCGCCGGACUGGAAGGCGCGCCUGGAAUAUAUCGAGUCGACGGUCAUGUCGCGCCUGCAACAACAAGAAGAACAAGAACAACAUCAAAAUAACAACAACAAUAACAACAGUGAUGAUAAUGACGCCCAAGCGCAAGCCAGCCCACAACAACAAGCGAAGCAGGCCGCCAGGGAGUUCUACGAGAACGCGUGCAUGCGUGCCGUCAACCAGAGUAUCGGUCGGGCGAUCCGGCACCGCGCCGACUAUGCGGCGGUGGUGCUGGUCGAUCGGCGGUUUGGCACGGAGCGCAUCCGGGGGAAGCUGCCGGGUUGGAUAACGGCGGGGAUGGUGGAGGGCGGGGAGCGGAAGGGGUUGCAGGGUUUGAUGGGGGGGUUGAGUUUGUUCUUUAAGGGGAAGGGGGCGUGA